AUGCAAUACUUUGCAGUAGAAUGGUAUUGGAUGGGACGCGGCCUUCUGCCCAUCUUACCUAACCUUAGAUUCGAAACCAAAACCAAAAAGCCGACUUUGAUGGAAUAGUCCAGCCACAGUAUCGGCUCACAGACUCUCCGAACAACAAUUUUCACUGGAACCAGAGACAAGCGCGGCCCCGGCUCACCACAAUGAACCAUGCGCCGCGACUCUUGUCAGUUCGGCUGGCAGCGUUGCAGGUGACACGGCCGAAACCAAACAAAAUUCCUCACAGAAUACUACCCAGCUCACAAACCCAUAACCUGAGAGGCUUCUCGUCAACCGUUGUACGAUACCCUCGCAAAGAAGAUGACGGGAACAAAUACGCGUCGCGAGCUCGCGAUCUCAAUCAACAGGGCCUGGAUGAGCAGGAGCAGGAAGUGGUCCUGAGACAACAUCAAAUUGAGCGACCGUGGCACAGACAAGACGCCGACAAGCCGCCUGUCGAUCCCAAGGGCCAUGAGAAGAAGGAAGAGGAGCCACUGUCGAAAGGCAAGCUUUUGACAACGCCGACACGUCUUUUGAAACUCAUCCUCCCGCUACCCGUAUCGGUCGAAAAGAACAGUCAAAACAAUGACUAUAAUGACAGCAAUAGCAAGGACUUUGGCCGCUCGAUAUCUUCCAACGACAGGAUCCAACCGCUUGCGCUACUGAUUCACCCACAGCAGCCCCUGUCGUACGUAGAACGCCUAAUACAAGCCGAGCUGCCACCUGUUGUGGAGAAUGGUAAAGAAAAGAUACCGAGCAUAUAUUUCCGUGCUGAAGAUACGGGCGACGCCGAUAAUGCAGCCGAGGGCCGUCCCAGACACGCGAAAAAGAAAGAAGACAAGUCAGAGUCCCCGCAUGUCGCUUCCUACUCUGGCCUGGGCCACGAGGCCGAGUCACGGGAUGACAAGGAGAAGCGCUGGGUGCGGUGGAGUAGCAGCACAGAGAUGGGCGACUUCAUUCGCGACGCGGCGCGGGGCCGCGAGUUCGCCAUCGAGGUUGAAGGCUACAACCUGUCGAUGCACGUCGGGGUGCCGUCGUUCGCGGACCGCACUCACUACAUGCGCAGCCGGCUCCGGCGCAUGUCGAGGUCUAUCGCCCGCCUGACCGACAUCAAAUCGGAGUGUGAUAAGCUCGCGCACCGCGGGGCGCACCGUCUGGCUCAAGGCGGCUUCGCCAUGCUGAGUGGUUGGUGGGGCGUUGUCUACUAUGUCACAUUCCACACUGAGGCUGGCUGGGACCUCGUGGAGCCCAUCACGUACCUGGCCGGGUUAACGACCAUCAUGGGUGGGUACUUGUGGUUUCUGUACAUCAGCCGAGACCUUUCGUACAAGGCAGCCAUGAACAUUACGGUCAGUCGACGUCGGGAGGCUUUGUACGAGGCGCGCGGGUUCGACGUUCCCCGCUGGGAGCGACUGGUGCGCGAAGCCAACGCGUUGAGGGCCGAGGUGGCGCAUGUCGCCUCCGAGUACGACGUCGACUGGGACGAGAAGGCGGACCUUGGUGGGUCCGAAGAGGUCAAGGAAGUCCUAGAAGCGGAGCGGCACAAGCAGCGGAAGCGUAGCUCCGAUGACGGUGGCGAAGAGGACGAGGGCGGAGACGCGGGCCCGAAGGACAAGAAGAGCAGCAAGACGGAGAAGCAGAAGGAGACCGAUUCCGGCAAGAAUGAAAGGUAGAAGCAGGCACAGGACGGCGAUGGAAAAGAUGGACGAGGCCGGGCCCGAGGGGCCUUGCAUGUUCAGGUAGACCAGCAGGCUGUCAGUCAUGGCGAGAGUUGAGAGGAUGUACAAGAUCGGAUCGGCUUUAAACUCGGCACGGCGGCUGCGGCGGGGCUGGGGUUGCUCGGCUGUCCCGAGGCCCGUCCGGAUGCUGCCCCAAGCCCAAAGAGAGGGUUUGCGCCUGGAUUGAAGCUGGGGCCGCUGGGCCGGGGUUGCUGACGGCAUGGCGGUUGUUGAAGUCGUGGUUGGAGUUUUUGUCGAUAGCAUUUUGGCAAGUUUGCAAGCGUAUUAUUUUGUUACUGAUAAUCGUUGAGAUUUUGCAAAGUCGAUUUGUUCUGCGGCCUGGAUGUAGUCGAAUUCGAUAGCAGACGCAGUUCGUGGGAAGUGUUGCUAAUGAAUAUUGCCCAUGCUAAGGAGGGGCAGACGAAACCUCUUAUCAAUCGACGGUCACGUAUGAUAUUCCCCAGGACAACAACCGGGUCGAGUGGAUCAAAUGGAGGGGAGCAUGGACAAAGGGAGAAUGCGUAUUCGGGAGGUUUCUUUCCAAUUCGAACUGGACCAGGAAAGUAAUCUUUUAUUUCUACCAAUUUCACAUGCAGACAGUGGAGGCCCAUCUAUCUAUCUAUUUCUAGAGCGCCAGGAACAACGAUGCGGAUCCGCCCGCUUCUGUUCGUCACCACUCCCAGGCCGUCCGUCCGAAGCGAUU
Pyricularia oryzae 70-15 is the source of this 2448-nucleotide messenger RNA. RefSeq lists its product as uncharacterized. Bases 192 to 1700 code for a protein of 502 amino acids. Lineage: Eukaryota; Fungi; Ascomycota; Sordariomycetes; Magnaporthales; Pyriculariaceae. Gene Ontology annotation, cellular component: uniplex complex; mitochondrial inner membrane. Gene Ontology annotation, biological process: calcium import into the mitochondrion; mitochondrial calcium ion homeostasis. The transcript has 2 exons. The record is from RefSeq and is a predicted model, not a curated record. Gene Ontology annotation, molecular function: calcium channel activity; uniporter activity.